GAUAAACAUCAUUACAAAGUAUGUUUAAGAUCGUUGUAGAUGAAAACUAGCACGUUUAACUAGCACUUAAAAGUUCAAAUUCAUUCUGAAGACAAACCAACAAUAGUCAGUAGAGCUAGCGCACUGGUUUCUUUUUAGCAUGAAUAUCUGUUUUGUGUUACUAUUCCUCUCGCUUGCUCACGAGAGAGUAGAAGGAAAUGCAGUUAAAAUAGAUACAGUUAAAAGUAAACAAGGAGACCCUUUAUCUAUACCAUUAAUAGAUAAUGGCGGUGCACCACUGGUAGCAAUGUUAGAUACAUCUUCAAUGAAUAUGAGGAUAAAAAGCUUUAUCAAAACGUUAAUGGGAAAAAUGAUUGAGGAAUCUUUGACAGAAGAUUCUACAACUGACAUUAUCAGAAACAUAACAAAACAGGAAUUAAAUGAGGAACUUGUGAAUGUUGUUAUUACACACGUGUCGUUUAGAGAACAAAUACAGAACAUUGUUAAGGAAACACUGAAACAAAACUCCACUUUUGACCUCAUUAGGAAUAUUAUUGUACAGGAACUGGAUGGACAACUUAUACGAAGAAAUCAGUCUGAAGAGAAAGUUAUCAGUGAUUCCGAUCAAGAUGUAAAGGUCGACAACAUAUUACGGCCUAUUGCGGUUACUGAAACGAUUGGAGAAACUUUUUACCUAGGAUUUUUAGAAAGCAACGGGAAGCGUGGAAACCUGUUUCUAUAUAUACUUUCAAGAUCUGAUGGAUCAUGUCAGAUUUUGAUCCCAAACACAGAUAUAAACACUACAAUUGCAGUAGCAAGCACAAGUGUUAAUUCAUAUAGAAUCAACCCUGAUACCUGUAUGGAUCAAAUUGGAAUACAACGGAAAGCUGUCUUUGUCAAAUGUGAUGUUCCUGUAUCUGUUUAUGGAUUGACAUUUUUGAGUGUGGAAGUAGAUGGAUUUCUAGUUCUGCCAUACGAGUUCCUUGGAAAAGAUUACAUAAUUACUUCAUUCACACUAAAGACACCUAGAGACAGUAAUCUCUCAAACAGUAAUUUUGGAAUUAUUGCAAUCUCUAAAUCAACAAAUAUUACUAUAACUUUUCGGAUGGAAGGUGGAAUUAUAAACUACAAAGAUAGCCGCUAUGGAAAUGAUGACACACUUCACAUACAUUUGUCUCAGUUUGAUACAUUUUAUUUGUCUCAUGAUUAUGAUAUGAGUGGAACAUUGAUUUCUGCAUCAAAUCCGGUUGCAGUCAUGUCUGGUGUCCGUACUAGUUAUCUAAGGAACGGAUAUGGAAAUCAUAUGGAAGAAAUGAUCUUACCAAAUGACAAACUAGGACGCAAUUUCAUCGUUCCAAAGUUGUAUGAUUCACAGUGCAAUUUUAGAAUAUUUGCACAAGAACAAACCCGAGUACGUGCGUACGACAGCAGUUUAGUGGAUUAUAUUAACAUCAAACGUGGCUUCAAAGAAUACGAAAAUUAUAUCAUAUAUACUUUACAAUCAUCUGCACCAGUUCAAGUUCAGCUAUACUGCAAUGGAGCAUCUUCUAGUUAUGAUGCUUUCAUGGUUACACUUCCAAGUAUUCAACAAUUCAAAAGCAGUUACAAGUUUCCGGUUGUGAAUGACUUUAAAAGCGCCUAUCCACCUCAGCACUUUUACAUCACUAUCAUUAUUCAAUCGUACGCGAAGGCGGGAUUAUGUUUAGAUGAUGAGGUUAUUUCUAAUUAUAAAGGAACUACAAAUAUUACAUUUGAUUCCACACCAUACUCUGUCCUCGCCGUAGAACUAAGUGUCGGUCCACAUGAAAUUAAACAACAAAAUGAAAUACCAUUUGGACUCUUAGUGUACGGACGUACGACUUCGUCAGGUUACGGCUUUCCAGCUGGUUUUGCUACAAUGAGUAAGCCGUGAACGAAAACAAGAGGAAUGGCCAUUUAUUUUAAUCUUAUUUUGCUAAACAUCAAUGAAUGGUUUAAUUCAUCUUUCAUUUAUCAUUUUUUUACUAGAGUGUUAUCAAAAAAUAUAGUACAAAGCGUUAAAUAUACAUUAUCCAUACAAAUGUAAUCCAAAGACCUAAAUCAUUACUACAUACAAAAAAUAAUCGAUGUAUGCAAAAACGAUCAGAUUAAAUUAUUUUGGCAACUCUUAAUUGUGUUAGGGAUCGAAUGUUGAGGAAUGAAGGUCUAUAUAUACGUUAAACUACGAUUUGUUACAGGAUUUUUAUAUUCAAAAUUUUAUAUUUAGAAUAUUUAAAAACAGCAAAAUGCCAGUUUUAAUUUGAAUAUAUACUAAUGGUGAACUGUAAUUGCUUAAAUCUUUACAUUCGCUUUCUAGUAGAUAGUUAUCUUCUUUGCAAACACAUAAAAUCUCCUUACUUUUAUAAUGCAAUAAUAUUACUACUUAUGUUCAGAUAGCAUCACUUGGUACAGGCACAGAACGUUUACAUACUGUAGAGUCAUUAUCAUUUGUGGGAUAGAAAUUUUUAUUUGAUUAUUCGGUAUGAAUUUAAAUUUUCAACGAAUUAAGUAUUUUCUAUAUGCUUGUAUGCUGACUGGCAAAACCUUGAAAUCAAAUAUCAUUGAAAAUAAAUGUUUCCGCAAUGCAGGAAAAUGGAUACCGACAAAUAUGCACUUUCUAUGAAAAUUUUGGAACACUGUUACAAUAAACGUUUGUCAUUCACACCUUUAAAAACGAACUAAAGUUUAACAACCAAGAAGGUUUAUGUUCGUCUGUUAUAUAAUGUACAGAACCAUUUACUUAUUUUCAUGGUGCAGUGGUUAAACAUAUUUGAAAUGAAUAUAAGAAAAUGUGGGGUACUUGGCAAAUAGAAAAAAAACAACGACAAACAAAACUAAAAAGGUCAAUAUACAGUUCAAAUCGAUAGUUAAGUAGAUUAGUAUUAAAAAGUUAUAUCUAUUAAGUCAUCUGGUCCAAAGGGCAAAUGUGAGCAUUUGCCAUGAUUUGGCGUCCGUCGUCUGUCGUUCGUCGUCUGCAGUCGUCGUCGUCGUCCGUCGUCCGUUAACUAUUACAAAUAUCAUUUCAUCUUGUUAAAUUACUGGGCCAAACUUAACCAAACUUUUUUAACUGAUUUUUAUAGUUGUUCUUAAUUUUAAUUGAUACACCACUGUUCCAGUUUAAUCCCGCCACAUUCUUUAUGAGCCUGUUCCAAGUUAGGAGCCUGUAAUUCAGUGGUUGUCGUUUGUUGCUGUGUAUCAUAUUUGUUUUUCGUUUACUAUUGUGUACAUAAAUUAGGCCGUUUUGA
Messenger RNA from Mytilus californianus (California mussel), 3242 nucleotides. RefSeq names its product IgGFc-binding protein-like. The transcript has 2 exons. The record is from RefSeq and is a predicted model, not a curated record. NCBI's taxonomy places the organism in Eukaryota, Metazoa, Mollusca, Bivalvia, Mytilida, Mytilidae. Bases 140 to 1891 code for a protein of 583 amino acids.